AUGACCAGCACGAGUAAUACUAGUAGUAGUAGUAGCAGUAGCAUCAGUAAUGGUAACAAUGAUGUAGCGGAUCAUAACCCAUUCCUAUUACAUGUACAUACGUGCCAGAAUGACAUUGAAGCUGUCACACGUCUGUUGGACAUUCCAUUCUAUCGCGAUCAUAUAGACUUACGCGAUCUUCAUGGUUACCCAGCAUCACACUAUGCCAUCCAUUUUGGAUACAUUGCUAUAUUACAAGUAUUGUUAAAGAAUGGCGCUGACCCAUCAAAGAAGAGUUGUGCUGGUUGGUCAUGUAUCCAGGAGGCAUUGGGCAGGAGGGAUGCUGCAUUGGUCAGUCUACUACUCAACGAAGCAAAGAUAAAGAUUCAGAGGGAGUAUCACAAGAGAGUACCUAAUCUACUAAAGGCACUUAAGGAGAUGCCAGACUUUGAGAUGGACUUGAAAUGGGAGUUCAAGAGUUGGGUACCUAUUGUAAGCAGGUUCUGUCCAUAUGAUAAUUACAAGAUAUUCAAGCGAGGUUCAUCAUUCAGGAUCAACACUACCAUCACUGGAUUCGAGGGCAUCACUUUCAAACGUGGAGAACUAUCAUUCAUCUUCGAUGGCGAUGAGCAGAGAUUGAUGUCUGUUGACUUUAUUAGGAAGGAGUAUGAGGAGUUGUCAUUGCGUGGCGGUGACACAAAGGCCAUUGAGGAUGAGGAGGUGGAGAUUAUGAUGGGCGCAAAGAGUAUCACUAGAGUCAAGGUCCUGCCAGAGACGAUAAAGUUCUCAGCGGCCAAGUCAUGGAUUGGUAAUGAGAAGGUGGAGAAGAUUGGUGCAUGGAAUGCCAAGAUAUUCAAUGUGACAGGUUUCGAUUUGAGGAUCAUGUCCAGGAAGAAUCCAAAUGACAAGGUGGCAAAGAAUGCCACCACUGCGCUGGCGCCAGCGUCGCCCAACCCCAACUCCACAUCACCACAGCCCCAGAUUAGACGCGACAACUUUGACAUUGUGGAACACGAGACCAAUGUUGACAAGUCAAAGAUCAAAUCGCAGGGACUACUAUGUGAGGGCGAGAGCGUCAAUGUCAAGCACAAGAACUUUGAAGGCACAGUGUGGAUCUCGCAGGAGUUCCCCAGGAAGAUCACCGACAUCCUGCCCAUCUUUGAAGUGCUCUCCCCGACUCACAAACUCUUUGGUCGUCUCAGCGACUUUAUCUCACUCAAGUUCCCAUCAGAUGGCUUCCCAGUCAAGUUUGAUAUACCUGUACUACCAACCAUCACAGCCACUGUAACAUUCAAUAACUAUGUGGAGAAGGAAGUGGAUAAGUGUCAGUUCGAACUGCCGUCGGACUUUGUAAAGACCAAGCAGUUAUUAAAGUGA
Messenger RNA from Acytostelium subglobosum LB1, 1356 nucleotides. RefSeq lists its product as hypothetical. Gene Ontology annotation, molecular function: protein binding. Lineage: Eukaryota; Evosea; Eumycetozoa; Acytosteliales; Acytosteliaceae. Gene Ontology annotation, cellular component: cytoplasm. Bases 1 to 1356 code for a protein of 451 amino acids. The record is from RefSeq and is a predicted model, not a curated record. The transcript has 7 exons.